AUGCAGACCGCCGGCGAUGAGGAGUUCUCGAGCGACGGCCGGCCCAGGAGGGGCGCCAACGGGCUGUCGAGGUCGCGGAGUCUUCCGCAAUUGUCCCAUCACGACUCCGGCAUCGGCAGUUACUAUGGGGUCGGUCGAUUCGAUCCGUUCCCGGAUAGAGAUCUUCCUUUUGGGGGUGCGGACGACGCGCCGGCCAGUCGGGCCGCCAGGCUCGUGGCGGAUCUACGGCAAUUGCUAACCUUGAAACAGCACUAUUACCCCGAAGGCGGCUGGGGGUGGGUCGUGCUCAUCUGCGCGGUAUUCGUCCACGUCCUGGCCCACGGCAUGCUCACCUCAGCCGGGCUCUUUUAUCUGGAAAUACUAAAAAAAUUCGGCGUCGCCGAGAAAGGACCCACAGGAUGGCUGGGAGCGAUGUCGACCGGCGUGGCACUUCUCAUCUCCCCCGUGACGAUAGCCUUCUGCAGACGGAAAUCCACCAGAGUGACGGCCGUUAUGGGCGGAUUGAUCACCGCCCUGGGAUGUCUUUUCACGUCGUUCGCCACGCAGUUUCACCAGUUGUUUUUCAGCUACGGGACGGUCGUCGGCAUCGGCGUCGGGAUAACGCGGGACUGUUCCACGUUAAUGGUGGCGCAAUAUUUCAAAAGGCGCAGGGAAUUUGUCGAGAUUUUCAUUGUCUCGGGCAGCGGAUUGGGCAUAGCCAGCAUGUCGCUGAUUAUUAGGAGCACCAUCGGUGCUUUGGGUUGGAGACUCGGUUUGCAAGUGGUCACCGGGGCGAUUUCAGUAACCUUCAUCCUGGGCACUUUCUACCGAUCAGCUUCGCUGUACCAUCCCCAACGUCGCGCCAUUCUGCACAUAAAAAACCAAAAGAGGAAGAUCAAAGAUAAGAAUAAAAUCGAAGAUAAGGCGCCGUUCUUCGAUUUCAGCACGUUGAAAAGCAAAACCGUCCGUAUUUUACUCAUUUCUACAGGUAUAAGCGCCUUCGGGAUCAACACGCCGCUUUUCUAUUUAGCCUACCAAGCCGAAGUGGAGGGUCUCGGCGACUCCACCAUAUUUCUACAGGUGUACCUAGGCCUCGCUUGGACCGUGGGAUGCGUCGUUUUCAGCACUCUGGUACUGCACAAUUCCACGGAAUGCCGAAUAGCCAGGCAGUACUUGUGCCAAACUGCCGUAUUCAUGUGCGGCUUGUCCAUACUGGCCUUCACCGUCGUCAGCGGCAAUUACCACGCGUACGUCAUGUUCGCCUGGAUUUACGGUAUAUUUUGCGGAGGGUACCACUAUUCCUUGAAAAUGUACACGUACGAACGAGUAAGAGCGAGGAAUUUCGCCAGAACCUGGGGAUUCGUGCAGUUUUCUCAAGCCAUACCAAUCGUAAUAGGCGUGCCAUUUUCAGGUUACAUGAACGAAAAGUGCGGCGACAGGGCCGGGUACUACUUCAGCUCGACGUGCGUGCUCGUCGGCAGUUUGACGUUGUUCCUGAUCGAUUUGCAUCGCAGGAAGAUCGCCCGGCACAAGCACACCCGCGAGAACGGCACCCGGCACCUGUGCGUGGCCGAGAACUGCCCGCAACGCAGGAAACUGUCGUUCUCGCAGGAACCGGACAAUAACGAGGGCGGCGUGACGAUGGGGGCGGCCGCAGCCGCCUUGGUGCUCGGCGCCGAUUUGGGCGCCAACCAGGGCACCGGGAUACUAGAUAAUAUUGUUCUGUCUAACGAGAAGCCGGAACUGACGUGCAUUUCGGAAGAAGGUAUAGCGGAUAUGGAUCUUCCGGACAACUUGUUAGACGAUUUGGAUUACAUAGGAGACUGUAUUACUUCUUGUAAUAAAGUAGAAAAUUAUUUAAUGCUUAGCGAGUUCGAGAAUAAUUUAAUAGCGGAAAUGCCUGUGAUAUUGGACAGGAAGGGUAGACGCUGGUCGUUGGCCAGAUCGAAGACGAAUCAAAAUAACGAGGAGCAAACGAACAACGAAGAGGAUAAUAAUAGCGCCACUAAGGGUAACGGGAAGUGGAAGGUUUUCCCGAAUAGGGUUAUUACUGUUAUAGAUGAAUCGUCGGUUUAGAGAACGUCGUUUACAAUAUAUAGAAAUUUAAGCCUUCGAUUAGUCUAGAUGUCAGUUUAAAAUUUACGAAUGGGGCCCAUUGGAUUUAUUAAUUUUAUUUUUUCAAAUUGCG
Molecule: messenger RNA, 2167 nt
Organism: Phyllotreta striolata
Lineage: Eukaryota; Metazoa; Arthropoda; Insecta; Coleoptera; Chrysomelidae
Source: the annotation of a GenBank genome assembly